CGGUAGAACAGUUUCAAGAUUAUCUCCGAUGACAAUUCGGUCCUUCAAUAAACAUUCUACCAUGAAACCGACAGCUGAGGAUCAUGGUCCCACUUGUCCAUUGGCGUGAGACUUUGGGUCCCUGUCAUCAGGGUGCCAAUAAAAGGUGUAUUCUAGAAACAUAUUAUAACCGUCAAGGGGGCUUAACUGUCAGAAUUAGUCAAACAAACCGCCCAAUUGCCUGCUGGUCAGAGUUCAGAUGCCCAUGGCCUCCCUUUUCCCCCUAAGUCUCCUCUAUAGCCAACUGCUCCUUUUCCCCCUCUUUGAAUCCAUUUUCUCUCUUCUUUGGAGCUCGACCCUCAAUUUCCAUCACCUCUCCCCUCCCGUUUCAUCAAUAAAGAUAUUUUUGGGAGCUUAUUGACUCAAUCUGGGAUGUCUCUAAGGAAAUCAAAGUCUAAUCAUACUGAUAAGACCAUGUCCCUGGAAGAAGAGCAAGCGAAGAUAAAUGAAGUCCGAAAUCUCAUAACUCCAUUGUCAGAUAAGCUGCCAAACUUCUGCACAGAUGCUUUAAUAUCAAGAUUUCUACAAGCAAGAAAUUGGAAUAGUGAAAAAGCAAGCAAGAUGUUGAAGGAAGCCCUGAAAUGGAGGCUGGAAUACAAACCAGAAGCAAUUUGUUGGGAAGAUAUUGUUCAUGAAGCGGAGACUGGAAAGAUUUAUAGGGCGGAUUACUGUGACAAGUAUGGAAGAACUGUUCUUGUUAUGAGGCCAGGAUUCCAGAAUACCAACUCAACGAAAGGGCAAAUAAAAUACUUGGUUUAUUGUAUGGAAAAUGCAAUUUUAAAUUUGGCAGCAGAUCAGGAGCAGAUGGUUUGGCUCAUUGACUUCCAAGGUUGGACGAUGGGUAGUGUUUCAGUGAAGGCGACUCGUGAGACCGCUCAUGUUUUGCAGGACUAUUACCCUGAAAGGCUUGCACUGGGAAUCCUCUAUAACCCUCCUAGGAUCUUUGAAUCCUUCUGGAAGAUUGUGAAGCCCUUUCUAGAGCACAAGACAUACAAGAAAGUGAAGUUUGUAUACUCUGAUGACAUCGAGAGCCAGAAGGUAAUAACCGAUAACUUUGACAUGGACAAGCUGGAAUUAGCCUUUGGGGGCCGUAAUCCAGUAGGCUUCGACAUUAACCAAUAUGCUGAACGGAUGAAAGAGGACGACAAGAAAAUGUCAGCAUUUUUAACAUCAGGCACCUUCCUCAAGUCUGUUCACCAAAGAUCAGAGUCGUUGGUAGCUGAACCUCAAUCAGAGGAAGCCUUAUCUGAGAGCUCUUCCUCUGGCAAUGAGUUGAAAGAGAAGCUUAGCUGCAAGACUAAUGUUGCUACAAAAACAGAGAACAAACCAGAUGUGAUUCAAAUUAGUGAGUCUGUUUGAGAGUGAUAAAUGGAGGCAUUAUUUCACUGAUAUUAUCAAUACAAUUGUUUAAUCUAACUCCACAUUUUGUUCCCUGUGUAAUUGAGCUCUAAGCCAUUUGAUACAUUGUCCAUGUUUCUAGUGUAUUCUCUGUGAUCUGCAAGUUUAUGACUUUGGCUUUUUAACCAUCUGUACCGUAACUUGUAACUCUGAACUCAAGUUGAUUUCAGUCUAUGAAUCUCUGAGGUGUCUUUAAAUUGGUCUGUUUUGUGA
Asparagus officinalis (garden asparagus) is the source of this 1650-nucleotide messenger RNA. Its product is annotated as random slug protein 5-like. NCBI's taxonomy places the organism in Eukaryota, Viridiplantae, Streptophyta, Magnoliopsida, Asparagales, Asparagaceae. The coding region runs from base 412 to 1398 and encodes 328 amino acids. Gene Ontology annotation, molecular function: phosphatidylinositol transfer activity. The transcript has 6 exons. The record is from RefSeq and is a predicted model, not a curated record.